This is a messenger RNA of Colletotrichum orchidophilum, 3534 nucleotides long. RefSeq names its product pentatricopeptide repeat domain-containing protein. Gene Ontology annotation, molecular function: protein binding. Lineage: Eukaryota; Fungi; Ascomycota; Sordariomycetes; Glomerellales; Glomerellaceae. Bases 1 to 3534 code for a protein of 1177 amino acids. The record is from RefSeq and is a predicted model, not a curated record. The transcript has a single exon.
AUGCUGGAGAGAACGGCGGCGACCCUGGAAUCAUGCACCAGUCUUCAUGCUCUUCCAUCCGCCACGCGACAACUUAGAAGCCAGCGCAGAUUGCACACCGGCUUCUGGCAGCAUGGCGCCGCAGCCAUAGAUAUUUCCAGCUCCGUGCUGGCUAUGCGUUUCAAUGGCACCGAAUACCCCGCCCCCUCUGAUCCGCCGUCAGCGCCUCUCGAAACUCUCGCCGCCUCGACCUUUCUUCUCGACUUUCUCUACCCCAGUGGAACCGCUACCUUCUUGCGCAGAACCUCCCCGGGCCUGCCCCACGAUCAUCUGACGCCUCUUCAACGGCUCCCACGCCGAUCCAGGCCAUUCACAUCUUCUACGGUCGCGACCUCGACGAAAGACUCUGACUCGCCCGAGACCUUCUCCAGCGGUGUUCAGUCAAUGCCGCAAGACAGAGAUGCGGGCGCAUCCGCUGUGGGAAGCCGGCGGUACGCUGACCAAGAAGGCGUAGAUCCGGCUGAGGAAGACGACUUUGAAGAGGAAGAGGACGAGGAAGAGGUCGACGACGCCUUGGACGUAACCGAUUCGCGCGAUACUCACAGUGGUCCUUCAUAUGCCGGCGCCGGGUCGCGACCUGAACUGAUGAGGGAACUCAUGGCAGACAGAGACACGGAAUACUUUGGGUCCAUAUGGCAGCUCUACACACAACUAGAGCCGAGCCUGCAACCAGAGUUUCGACCCGAGGUCAUUGCGUACUUGUAUCGGUCCGCAAACAUCAUUGACGCACGAAGAGUUGUCCUCUUGUUCCCCCAAGUCGACGACAGCCAAUGGUCUGCAAUGGUUCUGACAUCAGUGGUAACAGCUUAUUUACGCCUGGGACGAGAGGCCGAAGCGCUGCGGCUAUACCACACGGGGCUAGACGAGAAGGCUCUCGUGUGCGGGCUGGACGAGCUGCUUGGUCAUUUCUUUGAAAAGGCCGAUUGGACAACCGUCAUUCGAGUCUGGGCAUCAUACCAUACCGUUUACCUCUCUCAUGGUACCAAAGCCGGAAACCUGAACCAACUUGCUGCAACUGCCAACCUCGGAGCCCUCACCAUUCGCUUCGCUCGGGAGAUCAAGGCCCAGGAACCAGAAGUAGCCCAGAAGCUCACAAUCUUGCUCAAUAAAGCGGCCAGGCGUGCGCUCAUGCAACCGUGUGAGCCAGAGGAAGCCUUGCCUCUGCUCAAAAUUAUCGACCAAUCGAAGUGGUACAAUAUUUACCUCUCUGAAGCUCUGGCACGGGGACAGCAAAAGUGUUUACCCGAGAUAUACCGUGUCUACCGGUCAUUCCCCGGCGUGAUAGCAUACUGGAAAAUUCUCCAUGGUAUGUUCGAUAUUUUUUACCCAGAGGAUGUAGCGGGCCUCGAGCAGAUCUACGAAGACUACCAUACCAGCUACGGCCAGCUGGACCAGUGGGGGUUUCGGAAGUUCCUCAAGUACUACGCAUCACGGGGCGAUAUCAAGUCUUUGGAGCGCUUAUGGGACAACUACGUCCAUGCCUACCAUCACCGAAACGUUCUUCGAGAGCCGGAUACCUUCAACCACAUUGUCAACGCCUACGCGAGCCUCGGAGACUACAAGGGCGCCCGACGAUUUUUCGACGAGCUUAGAGACAAGCACGGCGUGACACCGAGCAUUCAAAGCUGGAAUCAACUUCUCAAGAGCUGCUUGGAGUGCAAUGACUACGACCUCGCCCUUUCCGUGUUCGAAGAGCUCUGCGAGAGCACACAACCCGACGGGCAUUCCUUUGCAACCAUCAUGUCUAUGACUUCGAGGAACGGAGACCUUUCAAAGACGAAUAAAUUUCUCGAGCGAGCGAAAUCUCUAGGCAUCGAGCCGGACGUCCCUAUCCUUGAGGCGGUCAUCCGAGCCUACUCUUGGCAUUAUAGGACCAAUGUGAUGUUGUCAAUUUGUAUCGAGGCCCAGGCCAACAACGUUGCGGGUGACCAUGCCAGGCUUUGGAACACCGUCGUACGGUUUCACUCAUUGCGUCGCAAUCUAGCGGGUCUCAGUCAUGUCCUUGAGACCAUGGCGAACCAUGGCGUCAAGUGGACGUCCGAAACCCACAGAUUGGUGUUCAGCGCCUUGAUCAGUUGCGGGCAAACGCAAGCGGCGUACAAGAUGCUACGCUCGGCUAUUGCUAGCAAAUCAUUUGAAGUGACUCGAGAACACUUCAUGACUGUUAUAAAGGGCGCGUUGGACAGCCGCCAACUGCUUUUAGCUAGCAAGCUCACUAAGCACCUGCAACGGUACAGACUAAUGACAGUCAAAGCACGCACAAUCAAAGCUCGCGGAACGAUCAAGGAACGGUUGUUUGCUUACCAUUAUGAUCCAAAGAACGGUGAUGGCGUGGAAGAGUUGAUGAAAUACAUUCGGGAUCUAGCCAACACCGUCAACAAAGCGCCGAGCCGAGAUGGCAGCCAAAAUGACAAGGAGUUACUACGUCGCGCAGACUCGCUGCAUCGCCUACGGCAGGCGCUGGAUCAGGCCAUCAAACUCUUCGACCAGUAUCGCGAUUUCGCUUCGGUGAAAGAACUUGAGCAGCUGCGCAGGAGCAUCGGCGUAGCAGAUGGGAACACGACCAACGCCACCGGUGAAAAUAUUUCCGUUCACUGGCUACACUUCCUGAUGAAGGAUGAUUUAGCCAACAAGAAGUACGACGAGGCUCUUGCAAAGUGGGAACAAAUCCUGCAAAAGUUCUCGGUCAUUGCUCGUCCAGCAUCAUUCAAGGACGUUCACACCACGGUGAUACCGCGGUAUCGUCUUGGUCUAUCCAAGCCAUUUGAGACGCUCCUAAAGUUGUUUGUGGGUCUGCAUGCCCCGGCACAGUUGAAGAAGGCCUUUGAUGAGGUAUUGAAUUUGGGGUUCUCGUUUGACCGCCGGGCCUUUAACCACACAGUUCAGGUCCUCGCUCGUCUGGGGUCCUGGAUGGACGCCUGCACGAUCUGCGAAACUUGGCUUAUGCCGAGUUGGACGGGCUGGCAGCAGAAUCGCAUGCGAGCGCUGGUUAAGACGAAUCUGCCACUAGCGGAGCGUCGCAUGGCCAGCGUGCCGUCGGUGCUGCGUCCGACAUCGUACACCAUCAUCGUCCUGGUCAAGGACUACAACAACCUACAACGCAUGGCGCCGUGGUCAUCUGCCGCGGCGGCCCAGCUCAGUGACUUCAAGGCCCAAUGUCCGAGCCUUGCGGAAGCAUUCCGUACGUUGCCCUAUACGGGCGUGGGUAUUGAGAGGGAAGUCUUUGGUUCCCAGAAGAAGGAUGCCGCGAAUACGGAGAAGACGUCGGAAUCGGCGCAACGAAGCUGGCCAUUCUCACAAACAAACGACGGAAACCUUGCUCAUCUCGAGGAAGAUGCCGCUGGCUCGCAGACUGAGAGCUCAGCAUUGUCGGCGCAACAGCCUGGGCCUUCAUCAUCGACCACCACAGGCGGGGCUGCUGUCGACGGCGAGGGCGAGAAGAUUGGCCCCCGGACCCGAGAUUCGUCGUCGUCAGUGGAGGGAGCGUCCGAGUGA